CGCACACACACAGAGAAGCCGGCUGGCGUUGGCGCGAGAGCGAGCCGCUUCCAGCCUCGGAAGAAGGAAGCGGGGGAGACACGGGGUGCGCUUCCUCUCUCCCGGCUCUACGGCAUCCUCCUUGCAGCGCCUUCCCCGUGAGCCCCCCUCUUCCUCCUCCUCCUCCGUCCCUUUGGUGUGGCACCUUGCGGGGCGGCUUCCUCUGAGGUACUCAAGAUGCAUGGCUUGCCUCCGUUCUUUCACCUAGAUACACUAACCUCUCAGAAACCAAGUGAUUAAGAAGAGGAGGUGAGACUUGGGCUGUCCUGGCUUACUCUACCUGUACAUUAAACAAAGAUUUCAUUAUUUUACAUAACCACUGCCAGAAGUCUCUUCUGAUAGUAAGAGCAGAAGAUUGCAAUUAUACAAUUUCUGUGAAAAUUUCCUAAUAUAUAUUGGAAUAAGAAUGGAAAAGGUCAGCAGCAUUUCUGAAAGCAGAAUUCACUUGCUUCUCUUUCUAUGCCAAAUGAUUACUGCAUUGGAUGUACCUCUUGACCCAAAACUUCUUGAAGAAUUGCCACAGCCUCCAACGAUAAUACAACAGUCACCAAAAGAUUAUAUCAUUGAUCCAAGAGAAAAUAUUGUAAUACAGUGUGAAGCAAAAGGAAAACCACCUCCAAGUUUCUCAUGGACUCGUAAUGGAACUCAUUUCGACAUAGAUAAAGACGCACGGGUAAGAAUGAAGCCACACUCGGGAACUCUUAUAAUAAAUAUUAUUAAUGAAGAAAAUGGAGGAAAGGCAGAAUCAUAUGAAGGAGUAUAUCAGUGCACGGCAAGAAAUGAGCUAGGAGCAGCCAUUUCCAAUAACAUUGUCAUACGAUCAUCCAGAUCCCCUUUAUGGACUAAAGAAAAACUAGUUCCAAAAGUAGUCACUGAAGGUCAAUAUGCAGUACUUCCCUGCAGGCCACCAGUGGGGUUACCGCCACCUAUAAUAUUUUGGAUGGAUAACUCUUUUCAAAAGCUUCCUCAAAAUGAGAGAGUUUCCCAGAGUCUAAAUGGGGACCUUUAUUUUUCUAAUGUAAUACCAGAAGAUACCCGUGAAGAUUAUAUAUGUUAUGCAAGAUUUAACCAUACUCAAACUAUACAGCAGAAGCAACCAAUUUCUUUAAAAGUUGAGCCAGUGGAUUCAUUGAAUGAAACUAUAGCUGCUAAUAUGAGUGACACUGAUUUUAAUGGUGCCAGAUUAUAUCAAGAAAGAAGGCCUACAAUUCUAACACCAGGUGGAAGCACAAGUACCAAAACAGAGCUAAGGGGGAACACCCUCUUGCUGGAGUGCAUUGCAGAAGGAUUACCUACACCAACUAUCCGUUGGAUUAAAGAAGGUGGCGAACUUCCUAUCAACAGAAAGUUCUUUGAAAAUUUUAAUAAAACUCUCAAAAUCACAGAUAUUUCUGAAGCUGAUUCUGGAAAAUAUAAAUGUAUGGCAAGUAAUCAAUUGGGUUCUGCUCAUCAUGUCAUUACAGUCACUGUCAAAGCUGCACCUUACUGGAUAAGAGAACCAACAAACCUUGUAUUGUCUCCUGGAGAAGAUGGUUCCUUGAUUUGUCGAGCUAAUGGCAAACCCAAACCUAGCAUAAGCUGGUUAGCAAAUGGAGUUCCCAUUACAAUUGCUCCAGAAGAUCCUAGCAGAAAAGUGGACGGUGAUACAAUUAUUUUUACUGAUGUGCAAGAAAGGUCAAGUGCUGUUUAUCAGUGUAAUGCAUCUAAUGAAUAUGGAUACCUACUGGGAAAUGCGUUUGUGAAUGUUUUAGCUGAGCCUCCAAGAAUCCUCACUCCCUUAAACACACUUUAUCAAGUUAUUGCAAAUAAACCUGCUCUGCUAGACUGUGCUUAUUUUGGUUCACCUGUGCCUGAAAUUGAAUGGUUUAAAGGAGUGAAAGGUAGUAUUCUCCAGGGAAAUCAAUAUAUUUUCCAUAAGAAUGGAACACUGGAAAUUCCUGUAGCCAAGAAAAAUAGUGGUGGCACAUAUACCUGCGUAGCAAGAAAUAAACUAGGAAAGGUUCAAAAUGAGGUCCAAUUACAAAUCAAGGAGCCAACAGUGAUUAUUAAGGAGCCGGAAUAUAAAGUUGUACAAAGAACUGGACAGGUUUCAUUUGAAUGUAUAAUUAAACACGAUACUACCUUAAUACCCACAGUUACAUGGUUGAAAGAAAAUAAUGAAUUGCCAAAUGAUGAAAGGUUUAUGGUUGGUAAAAACAACUUGACCAUUAUGAAUGUCACAGAUAAAGAUGGUGGAGUAUAUACUUGCAUAGCUAAUACUACUCUGGACAGUGUAUCAGCAAGUGCUGUGCUCACAGUUGUUGCUCCUCCAACACCUCCUCCUGUUGUUUACGAUCGUCCUGAUCCACCAUUUGAUUUGGAAUUAACGGACCAUCUAGAAAGGAGUGUUCAGCUCUCCUGGAUUCCGGGCAAUGACAAUAAUAGUCCUAUUACAAAAUUCAUUAUUGAAUAUGAAGAUGCGAUGCGUGAGCCAGGGAUCUGGAACUACCAGACAGAAGUCAAUGGGAUCCUCACAACUACACAGUUAAAGUUGUCACCCUAUGUUAACUAUUCAUUUCGUGUAAUAGCUAUAAAUGAUAUUGGAAGAAGCCAGCCAAGUGAAGCCUCUGAACAAUAUUUUACAAAAGCUGCAAAGCCCGAUGACAAUCCUACUGAUGUUCAAGGGAUUGGAUCAGAACCUGAUAAUUUGGUGAUUAUGUGGGAGCCUUUAAAACAAUUUCAGUCCAAUGGUCCUGGGCUUCGGUACAAUGUUAGCUGGCGGCAGAAGGAUGGAGAUGAUGAAUGGACAUCUGUUGUAGUUGCAAAUGUAUCUAGGUAUAUUGUGUCUGGUACACCAACAUUUACUCCAUAUGAGAUAAAAGUACAGGGAUUAAAUGAUCUGGGACCUGCACCUGAACCUACAACAGCCAUUGGAUAUUCUGGGGAAGACUUACCUAUGGUUGCUCCAGGAAAUUUGCAGGUACAAGUUGUGAACAGCACAUUAGCAAAAGUUCAGUGGGAUCCAGUAGCACAAAAGUACAUCCGAGGCCAUCUUCAGGGAUACAAAAUUUACUACUGGAAGGUGAAAAGCCUAUCUGGAAGAAUUAAGAAGCAUAUAGAAAAAAGGACGUUGACUUUUAGUGGAAACAAGACACAUGGAAUGGUGCCAGGGCUGGAGCCUUAUAGUUCUUACAAACUGAAUGUCAGAGUACUUAACGGGAAGGGAGAAGGACCACCAACUCCUGAUGAAACCUUUAAAACCCCUGAAGGAGUUCCCAGUGCACCCUCCUUUUUGAAGAUUACUAAUCCAAAUCUGGAUUCUCUCACUCUGGAAUGGGGCCCACCUUCUCAUCCAAAUGGUGUUCUGGUAGGGUAUACCCUAAAGUUUCAGCCAAUUAACAGCACACACGACUUAGGCCGCUUGGAAGAGAUCAGUAUUCCAGCUAAUGAGACCAGCUUGGCAUUAAGCAACUUAAAUUACAGCACUCGAUACAAGUUUUACCUCUAUGCACAAACAUCUGUUGGAUCUGGAAAUCAAAUAACAGAGGAGGCAGUAACAAUUAUGGAUGAAGGUAAGAUGGGAUAUUCAGAGAACCUUUUUGAAACCUCCCCUGUCAUGCUCACUGUACCUUCAACAUUUUAUAAGGUGCUACAUGCCUAUCCAAGGAUCAAAAAUGUUGCUGCUGCUGAGACCUCUGCCAAUCUGACUUGGGAAUAUGAGGGUCCAGUUCAUGAGAACAUUUAUAUUGAAUAUGGUGUGACAAGCAGCAAAGAAGAAUUGAAAAAAGAACAUGUUAAUGGUUCCCGGAACUUCUUUAUGUUAAAAGGAUUAACACCAGGAACAUCAUAUAAAGUCCGGGUUGGUGCUGAGGGUCUUUCUGGUGUUAAAAGUUCAGAGACUGUGUUUGAGACAGGUCCAGCAAAGGCAAGUCGGCAAGUGGACAUUGCUACUCAAGGAUGGUUCAUUGGUCUUAUGUGUGCAGUUGCUCUUCUCAUCUUGAUUUUGCUGAUUGUUUGUUUCAUACGGAGGAAUAAAGGAGGAAAGUAUCCGGUGAAAGAGAAGGAAGAUGCUCAUGGCGAUCCAGAAAUUCAGCCUAUGAAAGAAGAUGAUGGAACACUUGGCGAAUACAGUGAUGCUGAUGACCACAAGCCUCUAAAAAAAGGAAGCAGGACACCUUCAGACAGGACUGUGAAAAAGGAGGACAGCGAUGAUAGUUUAGUUGACUAUGGAGAGGGGGUCAAUGGCCAAUUCAAUGAGGAUGGCUCUUUUAUUGGACAAUAUAGUGGUAAAAAAGAAAAAGAACCUGCAGAAGGAAAUGAAAGUUCUGAGGCUCCUUCCCCAGUUAACGCAAUGAAUUCAUUUGUCUAAAUAAAGAAACAUUGCCCCAUUCCUACAACCUUUCCAUUAUUUUUUCCCCAAGCACCUGUACAUCUUCCCCAUGUUACGGACAUGAAGGAAACUACACAGCAAAGUGUUUAUGCCAUAACUGCAAGUAGGUGAAACCAAUACACUAUCUAACAACAGUAAGUAUAAAUCAGAAUUCAAAACUGGAGACCUUUUCUAUUCAGAAAACAGCAACAUCAUUUACGAAUACUGGAAAUACAACUGCAAUGCAUGCAGAACGCUGCAUAUGUUCCAGACAAGGCCAGUUAUGCCGUUGGUGAUAAUUUUGAUACUUUGUUAUGUGCCCCUCAACUAAAUCCCUCAAUCUAAAGUCCAUUUUCAUUGUCAAAGUGUUAUAGUAGUAUUAUAUAGAACUUCAAUGUCUUUGUGGACAUUGUUGUGAAAUUGGUGACUUAAUGUCUAGAUAUCAUUAUGUCUUUUUGCAAGACAGUUUAGGAACAGUAUGUACAGUAUAUGAUUGAUAAAUGACUUUUGAGUAUGGCACUUGCAUUUGCUGAUGCUUAUUGAGGUCCUGAUACCUGCUCUUUGCUUCUCUUAUUUUAUAGCCUUUCUAAUUAAUUGAGUAUUGCUGCAGUACAGUAUUCUAUUUUUGACAUCCAAUGUACUUUUUUUAGGGCAUACAGAUUACUGCAUUGUAAUGCGUUUUGGAAUUUGUACAGUUAUGGAAGUGAAAUUUUCAAAUGAGUUUUUUAAUCCAGAAAAAAUGCAGGGCAGACUACAUUCAGUGCCUUUAAACAAUGUGCAUUCCGUAAUGUACUGUAAAUGGCCAUAAGCCACCUGGAACCUUUCUGAUUUGAGUGAACAGAAUGAAAGAGUUCAUAUACAGCUCUGUCCGUUUUGAUGCCGCUUCUGAAGGAAAUGUUCCCAGUGGGUUGAGCCCCUACUCUUAGCUGGUGUAAUAGUGUGUGAUCAAGAAACUGUCAUUGCCAAAGUAACGUGAUUAAAUGCCCAAAUAUGUUAGAUUGAACUAGAGGAGUUCAUAUUUAAGUUAUGCUAGGCUCAUUGCAAUGUCUUGUUUGUUUUAUGGAGAUAAACUAUAGAGAAGCUAGUGCAACUCAUUUCAUGGCCUUAUGCAGUUAACACAAAAGCAGCUGAUAAAUAUGUGUUUUGUUAAUGCAGGGAAGUGUUAGUCUUUCCUACAAUUCCAAGCUCCCAGGACUACCAUGACACUACUUUUAUUGUUACGCUUGUCAUGAAGCAGUGUAUAGAUUGCUACUGAAGAGCUAAAACAUUUAAGUAAUUUGACAAAUGCUGAGUUUGGUCACACAGUACAACUGUCACCUGCUAUAAAUUUACCAACACAUGCACACGCAUGGACAUACAGAAUCUAUAUCACGGAAAUGGUUUACCUCCAAAUAUGAAAUCUUAUAUAACAACCUAUGGUUGAAGGAAUGCUCAGUUUCAUUUGCCAAUAAAUUGGUUUUUCAUAACUUGCAUCAAGUUUAAUUUUAAGUAAGCUUUUUAUAUGUAGAUAUUUUGUUGAAUUUGUACAUACACUUAAAGUGUAGAUGCUAUAUGCUUCUAGGUGUUACAAAUUUUUAAAAAUGCAUUUUGUUGUACUGUGUAAGAAGUACUCUAGCCAAUAAAGUGCAUGGUGUUUUAAGGCAUCUAUCAAAAUACAUAUAAUUUUUAAAAAAAUUGAUAACAAGGUAUUCAAUUUUAAGAUGUCAGGUCAUUUGCCAAGCCAGAAAGACCUACUACUGUGUAAGUUCUAAUUAUUCAUCGUGCAAAAUCCUUAGAAGCCCUAUUUAUAUGAAUGGAGUUUGCACAGCAGCUGUGUUUGCCGAGCUGCACCCAAUAUUAUUAGUGGGUAUGCUUAUGCUUUACUUAAAGCCACAACACCUUUUGUUUUGCAUAUAUUAUGUCUGUAAAGCAUCUUACGAGCCACCCAAUAUUUAACACUGGAAAAACAUCAAAAUUUUCAGAGAUCCAUUUUUUCCCCAUGAAGGCAAAAGCAAGAGAAAAAAAACCCUGAUAUACAGCACUGAUUGAAAAAGCACAAAAGGGGGGACAUUCCCACCAAUGGUAUUGAAGAACGGUUUCAUACUGUUAAAUGGAGAUGCUAACUUUAUCCAUGCAUGUGAAAGUACACAGAGAUUACUUCUGUAAUUGUGCAACACAUUUUGUAUUAAAAUAAAUGUGGUUUUAAAAUUUUA
This is a messenger RNA of Anolis sagrei ordinatus, 6579 nucleotides long. RefSeq names its product neuronal cell adhesion molecule (gene NRCAM). Gene Ontology annotation, molecular function: cell-cell adhesion mediator activity. The record is from RefSeq and is a predicted model, not a curated record. NCBI's taxonomy places the organism in Eukaryota, Metazoa, Chordata, Lepidosauria, Squamata, Anolidae. Gene Ontology annotation, biological process: brain development; axon guidance; cell-cell adhesion. Gene Ontology annotation, cellular component: plasma membrane; axon.